Molecule: messenger RNA, 2854 nt
Organism: Salvia splendens (bonfire salvia)
Lineage: Eukaryota; Viridiplantae; Streptophyta; Magnoliopsida; Lamiales; Lamiaceae
Exons: 6
Coding region: 649-1347 (232 amino acids)
Source: RefSeq, a predicted model, not a curated record
UACAACUAUUGAGUAUCAAUCGAGAAGCGUUGCUAUUGCAGAAAAUUGAACCAGACCUUAGGGCUUAAGAAGAGAGGUAGCGGUGUUGAUCGGAAAUCAUAGCUUUACAUAACCGCAGCCAUGGCAUCUCGAAAUUCAUCACAUAACUUCAAAACAUCUCUGUGAGGACUUUCAUCAAACAGGUUGCACGCUAUUAAUUGUUAGCUUAUAGGAACGAGCUGAAAUUUUUUUCGGAGCAAGAGAAUUGGAUUGACAGGAUUUCUUUGGCAUCAACGCGUCGUGAAUCAAAUCUACAUCUAGGAAAUUCUAUCAUAAUUUUUCAAAGUGAUUUCACUUUUUUCGCUAGAAAGAGUGAAUUUAAUGAAACAGGCCCACUGACUUCUAGCAAGAGCAAAGCCCAUCAUCAUUUGGAGAAGGGGAAAUAGGAAAGAAUACAAGGAGAGGUAUGCAGCGGGAAAUUUCAGCUGAAGAGUAAAAACGAGAAGCGUUGCCGCCUCAGCCGCUAACUAUUAGCUAUCGAUUGCUGCUGUUUUCUUCUCUGCACCUCACGAUUUCUGUUUCGUCGGAGUUUUUAUUUCUUAAAAAGUUAAUGUGUAAAACCGCCGGCGUCGAAAUUUGGAGUGAAUUCGUCAGCUUCAGCUUGUGAAGAUGGAAGAAUUGUUAAACAACAAGACAUUCGCGCUGCACGCCGCCGCAGCGGCGGCGUCCGUGUCCCUAGGCACGGCCGUGACAUGCCCGCUGGAUACUCUCAAAGUCUUGGUCCAGGUUGGCUCCACCGGUAAGAGGCCGUUAGCUGCACCUGAUGUUUAUCACAGAGUGCGAGUUUUACCGGGAUAUUCAGGUUGGUACAGUGGCGUUGGGUGGCUGUCUUUGGGAAGAACGCUAGGUCUCGGUGUUCGCUUUGGUGUUUAUGAGAUUUUGACCGCAUUCUACAAAGAUGGUCGUGAGGAUGAUCAUUUACUUCUCUCUGAGGCUCUACUGGCAGGAUUUGCUUCUGGAACAGUCGAAUCACUGAUAAGCUCUCCAUUUGAAAUGAUCAAAGUUCGUGCUCAGGUUGCUUCUGCUUCUGGCAAUAUGCCCCCGCCACCCAUUGUUGAAAAGAGUGCUGUUCCUCCUCUAGUUUCGAGAUUGCUUCCCAGAUAUUCCCUGGAUAUGAAUGUGAUGAGCAAAUCCAUAGGCCUUUUGUCCACCUUGACCAAUAGAAAUGGAAACAUAUUGCAUUCCUUGAAAGAAUACCCAUGGAUGAUGACAGGAUCUGGGAAACCACCUCCCGUUAGCAAUGUUCGCUCGAACUCUAUCAGAAAUUGUUUCUCUGGAAGGAUGGAUGGCUCUCUGGAGAGGUUAUAGAUCUGGUAUAGUGAGAGAUUCCAUUUUUGGUGGCUUAUUUUUAGGGAGCUGGCAAUUUUUACACCAAGUCAUGAUCAACUGGAAAGCUGUGAAUAUGGAUCCUAUGCCAAGGUAUGACAGUGAAGUUGGUCCAUUGUCUCCAGUAGCUGUUAGUCUUUCAGCUGGAGUUUUCGGUGCCUUUGCUGCAGCUGUUUCACAUGGUUUUGACACCACAAGAAGUCGAUCACAAGUGCACUAUUUUACAUAAGUACUUAUCCUUGGAGAGGAAAUUUUUGAAGUGGCGUAAGUCAGGGAAUAGAGUUGAGAGGCUCACUGGAAUCCACCCUGCUGACAGAAAUUUACUGCUGAAUGGCAUAGGACUACGGAUGGCCCGUUCUGGACUCGCAUCAUCUGUCAUCGUUGGAAGCUACUAUUUCGCUAUCAAUCACCUGGUGUCUAGUUAAAGAGUCCUUUAUUUGCAAGAUUCAACUUAAAAACCGUUUAUUGAAAAUUAGGACUUGGGUUAACAUACAAAAGAAGAAAUUCCUUGAAUGCUUCUUAGUGCAACCAGACACAGAGCUUAUCUCCCUUGGAAUAACAAGGCUGCUACAGAGUUUAUACCCCUUCGUAACGUCAGGUUCAUACAUCCUUUUCACUGGAUACAAUCUUAUCUUUAUUGCUUUUGUCCCAUUACAUGUGACAACAAUCCAAGUUACUAGUGAACUCUGCUUAUAUUUAAGUUGAGGGCUCCUUGUAUAUGCUGUAUAAUCCCAUCUAGUCUACAUGCUUACAUUGAAGAUGUAUUUAGUCGUAGCAUAUGUAAUUAUUAGUCAGCAUAUUCAUUAAUUACGCUGGUAAACAACCGGGCAUAAUCGAUAAACUAGAAAAGUUGUGGGGAAUAUGUAUCCAUUCAAGUUUUGGAAAUGUUUGAUGGUUACAGAAAUGGACCCAUUACAUCACUUGAGUUUUUUCCAAGUUUGUGCUAUUAGUGGCACCUCCACUUUGCAUCUCAUGAAUGCCUUCUUCUCCUUUUAACACCAUUCAUUUGUACUUUUAAUCUGAAGUAGUUUCUGUUUGACUCAGUUUAAGCCUCCUAGUUUGACCUCAGAUAUUCAUUUGUACUUUUAAUCUGAAGUAGUUUCUGUUUGACUCAGUUUAAGCCUCCUAGUUUGACCUCAGAUGUUUAAAGCCGAUGAAUAGCUUUCGUAUAGAGCAAUGAUUCUAUACUAUGUGGAGUUUUGUAUGUGCUUGAUGUUUGUCUGUUUGAUUGUUUUCAUGGCCUUGGAAUCAUCACACCUACUUGGUUAAACAUGAGAGGUUUGGUUUGUGGUUGAUGUCAAGGGCUUGUUGUCUUUCCCCUUUUGGUGUCUUUGUCAAUAAAACUCAAAAACUUUGUGAUCAAGUUGAGUUUGGGCAUGUCUUGUGCAAUCAUAUAUUAUUGCUUUUAAUUUCAUUUGGUCCUUUUCAAGCAAAGUUCUAACCAUGAAGCUUGUACAUUGGGACUUGCCUUUGUACACGAUUAAUUGCU